AGAGCAUGAGCAAUUAAUGAUGAAGACAUCAUUUUGGUGGGAAAGAGAAUCUACAGUGUGAAUUAUUUGGAAAGGGCACCAUCACACAUCAUUGUUCUGUUACUUUCGGAAAGAAUCUCAACAUUUUAACUUUUACUUGAUUUACUUGAAUUCACCAUUUUGUGGAAAAUGUGAGGUUUUAGAUUUCUAAACAUGCCUAUCUGCACUUAUGUUUAAAAUUUAAAGCACAAAUAACUUAACUGGCAUUUGUUUUCAGUUCUAAUUAGAUUUGAAUCGUCAAACCAUAUUUUCUGGAAAUAUACUAUCUUUCCAAAUGAUUUUAACUAUUAGUUUCACUCUAUUACAUUAUUCCUCCUCAGUCUGGUAUAGGAAUCCUGACUCUAAUAAGUUAUCAUGAGUAGUAUAUGUAAAUAGACAUACAAGUACAAAUGUAAGUAUGUAUUUAUGUUAUGUAUGGAUGUAUGGAGAUAUUAUUUGUGCCUUUGUAUGUAGAUCACAUCUUGCACUGCAUCCUUACAAUAUAUCAUUCUUGCAAGUUUUCUCUUUGAACUGUUAAAAAUUUUCAUAUCAUAUAAUAUCUUUCAUUGAUUCAUUCUGCUAAAUGUGUUGCAUUCAGUUGUCAUUAUCAUUUGCUCACCGGAAAUUUUGUGUGAUUAAAAUCCUGUAGUCUUUAUCACCAUGCAGUUUCUAAUAGAAAAUCACUUUUGUCUUUCAGGAAUUAUUGAGGUGAAAUUGGAUUGACCUGAAGCCAGAAAUGCCAUUGGCAAGGAUAUGCUAAGAGGCUUACAGCUCAUUCUUGAAGCCAUAAAUAAAGACACUUCUGCUAAUGUUGCAAUGAUCUGCAGCUUAGUUCCAAGAGUGUUUUGUACCGUUGCUGAUUUGAAGGAAUGCAAGACGAUGAAUGCAUCUGAGGUCCAGUUCUUUGUGAACUCUUUGCGAUCAACAUUUUCAUCUCUAGAGGCACUUCAUGUUCCUACAAUUGCCAUAAUUGAAGGAGCAGCACCAGGCGGAGGACUGGAAAUGGCACUCUCAUGUGAUCUACGAAUAUGUGGAGAAGAGGCAGUAUUUUCCAUGCCAGAGACUGGGCUUGCUAUAAUACCUGGGCUCAGUCCCACACUCUCAAUGGUGGGAACAACCUCCACACUCUGGUGCUUCAAUGAACAACAGUUCUCCGCCCUAGCCCAUCCUCCCGUGCUUGUAUUUCGGAUGCUCAUUCUCGGUCCAGCGAAGUCUCCUCUCCACGUACUCAUCCCUCUGUUCUAUGUCGGAGCCAUUCUUGGGCUGCUCAUCCUACCUGAUCGCUUCGGCUUACCGGGAUCGGGAGAACAAGGUCUGUUGGCGAUUAGGAUGCCAAAACAUGCUAUUGAUGGGAGAAUUGACAUAGAGUUGCCUUCACCUUUGGAAUUGGAAGAGGAAUGUUAUGAGAAGCUUUUGAACACACAAUAUCGCUUGGAAGGCAUGGCAGCAUUUGCCGAGAAGCGGAAGCCAAUAUACAAAGGUGAAUAGAAUAGGGUUUAUGCAUCCAGCCUUGUAUCAAUUAUGCAAAUGAAGCCUGUCAGAAUCGGUCUACCUGCUCACUUAGGGAGGGCAUUGAUAUGUUAAACUAUUUUAUGGAAAAUAAAUGAAGGAGAUGCUGUGAAACCCUUUUUUUUCACUUGAGCAAAUGUAUGAUUUCUAAUGCUGGGUGGUGUUAUCUUGGCUGGCAGCAGUAUCAUGCUGCAUUUGGUUGUAUUUCAUAAUGGGGAGUGUGGGUAGCAUUUUUGUCCAUGGAUGAAUGUAAUCCAUAACUGGGUUCAAUUUUCCCCCUCUAUCUGCUUUAUUGUUCAUAAUGGCUCUCUUUUCAUAAAA
Molecule: messenger RNA, 1848 nt
Organism: Macadamia integrifolia
Lineage: Eukaryota; Viridiplantae; Streptophyta; Magnoliopsida; Proteales; Proteaceae
Product: probable enoyl-CoA hydratase 2, mitochondrial
Exons: 7
Coding region: 772-1506 (244 amino acids)
Biological process (GO): fatty acid beta-oxidation
Cellular component (GO): mitochondrion
Molecular function (GO): enoyl-CoA hydratase activity
Source: RefSeq, a predicted model, not a curated record